This is a messenger RNA of Mya arenaria, 1887 nucleotides long. RefSeq names its product kelch-like protein 10. The coding region runs from base 1 to 1887 and encodes 628 amino acids. The transcript has 6 exons. Gene Ontology annotation, molecular function: protein binding. NCBI's taxonomy places the organism in Eukaryota, Metazoa, Mollusca, Bivalvia, Myida, Myidae. The record is from RefSeq and is a predicted model, not a curated record.
AUGGAGGAGGCGAUGAAAAAUGAAAACGUCGAGUUUCGAAAGAACUUAGCCCUGAUGCGACAGACUGGCAUGUUCUGUGAUGCUACUAUAUGCAUUCCUGGCGAGACAAAAACAUUGCCGGUUCAUCGAGCAAUAAUGUCCAGCUGUUCCGAAUAUUUCAGGUCGCUGUUCACGAACGGUCUUCAGGAGACGCUACAAAAUGAGGUAUCAAUUCAUGACAUUUCAGUUAAAAUGAUGGAGUUACUAAUAGACUACGCGUAUACAAAAGAAGUGUUGAUCACGCCUGACAAUGCAGUGGAGCUUUUUGCAGCAGCAGACAGAUUCAACGUCCUUGGUUUACUUCAAGACUGCAUUGACUUCUUUGCCACAGAAAUAGCAAUGGAAAACUGCAUUGGCUUUCUACGGUUUGCAAGACACUACAACAACAAACAGUUAAAAGAUAUUUGCUGGGUGUUCAUCACGUCACAUUUCACUAUGAUUUCUGAAAGUAGCGAAGAAUUUGUGCAGCUGACUGCAGACGAACUUCUGGAAAUUAUCAAAGACGACAAGCUUAGUGUCCGAUCAGAAGAUGACGUCUUCAAUGCAGUGAUACGUUGGAUAGAGUUUGCACCACGGGAACGCAAAGAAACAUGUUCACAUCUGCUUAGUGGCGUAAGAUUUCCGUUCAUUACAGAAACAUGCUUCCGAGACAAAAUUUUAAAGAGACGUGAUCUCAAGAGAACAGGUCCUUGCUGGGAGAGAAUUAACCAAUCAUACCAGCUUGUCAAGAAAUUUAGGUCCAGCAAAGACCCCAUGGUGAAAUCCCAAACCGCUUCCUUAGCCAAAUGGAUCAAACCGCGGAUACCAAGCCACAUCAUCUUUGUUAUAGGCGGCUGGGCAAAAGAGGGCGUGACCUAUUCGGUGGAAACAUACGACAAGGUGACGGACAAGUGGUACGAAAUUCAGACGUGCGAGAUGCCACAGCCCCGCGCCUACCACGGCACGGUGACGAUCGAGGACAAGGUGUUCGUCGUCGGUGGAUUCAACGGCACCCACUACCUCAACAGUGUCGCCAGCUUUGAUGUGUCGAAAAGAAAGUGGGAAGAAAAGGCCCCAAUGUAUAUGUCGAGGUGUUACGUGAGCGCUGUUGAGAUUGACGGCAUGUUGUUCGUAUGCGGCGGCUACGACGGCCGGCAGCGACACAACUCCACUGAGCGCUACGACCGAAGCCGCAACCAGUGGACGCUUGUCAAGCCAAUGUACCACCAGCGCAGCGACGCCGGCGCGGCCAGUCUCAGAGGUAAGCUGUAUGUGGCAGGCGGGUUUGACGGGACUUCCUGCCUCUUCUCGGCAGAACAGUACGACCCGGUGGCGGACCAGUGGACGGUCCUGGCGCCCAUGUCAACGCGCAGGAGCGGCGUCAGCCUCGUGACCACGGAGGGACGUGUGUACGCCGUUGGUGGGUAUGAUGGGCAGCGCCGCCUCGAAACUGUUGAGUAUUUCGACCUGCCCCGGCGCCACUGGUAUGAGUCCACGAGCAUGCUACUGGGCCGCAGUAACUUUUCCUGUGUCGUCAUGGACGGGCUCAUCUACGCCAUGGGCGGAUACGACGGUGAAAAAACGUCCCCGGAAACAGAGUGCUACCACCCGGAAGACAAGCGAUGGGACGCGCUGAACGACAUGAACAUCGGCCGUAGUGCCGUCAGCGCAUGCGCAGUUACUGACAUAUACAACGCGCGGGAUUUCAGCUUCCAUGGCAACGAGACGAUGAUCACGUGCUCGGGUGAGGGUCUUACGCCAGCAACGACGGCGUUCGAGAACGCGGAGUAUUCCCGGAUACUGACGAGGUGGCGGCGCUCACCCUUGGGCGAAUCCAGAAGCGACAUGGAUCUAGCAGGCGCCUUGUGA